Medicago truncatula (barrel medic) is the source of this 1717-nucleotide messenger RNA. RefSeq names its product 5'-adenylylsulfate reductase-like 4. Bases 389 to 1327 code for a protein of 312 amino acids. The transcript is spliced from 4 exons. NCBI's taxonomy places the organism in Eukaryota, Viridiplantae, Streptophyta, Magnoliopsida, Fabales, Fabaceae. The record is from RefSeq and is a predicted model, not a curated record.
AAGUCAAAUAAAGAUUAGAAACCAACCAACCAUUACCAUAGUGGUAUGUAUCCAUGAAGAUUGGUAUCAACCUCAUUGUCAAUUCAUCCACCACCGAUCAUCACACUCACUUCCACUAACCACCAUCACCUUCCUCUCCUUCCUCUAUCUCCCAACAAACCAACCCCAAACCCUCUUCCAUAAUAUUUUCUAUUUUUUCAUUUAAAUUAUAACAAUUAAUCCAUCCAAUAAGCUUAAGGCACGUCACAUCUUAUUAUCUCAAUAACCCUCUUUUUGUUCUCGUUCUCAUUUUCCCUUUUCAAAUCCAAUUAGGGUUUCAUUUCCAUCUCAAUUUUUCUUCUUCGUUCCCAAUUUUCGUUUCCUAGUAAUAAUAAUCCAAGGGACGAGGAUGAGGCUUUGGAGAUCGGAGAUCGUUUUCGCCAUCUUGCUUUGUUGUGGGACCGCUCAAUCUCUUUCCACCACCGCCGUUUGUCCCAAGGAAUCGCUUUCGGAUUUCGUUUUAGGGUUUUCUGAUUCGAUUUGUUCGUUAUCUGAUUCUCUUGGAUCCAUUCAUUAUGUUGGUGUCACCCAGGGAGAUGAGGCUUCUUUGCAGAAGGCAUUGAAUAUGGUUCAUAAGAAUUAUCAUGAGUAUGUGGCUGUGCUAUUCUAUGCAUCAUGGUGUCCUUUCUCUCGGAUAUUUAGACCGGUUUUUUCUGUUAUUUCUUCGUUACAUCCUACUAUUCCUCAUUUUGCUAUUGAAGAAUCAUCAGUUAGGCCGAGUACUUUAUCCAAGUAUGGUGUCCAUGGUUUCCCAACAUUAUUCAUUUUGAAUUCUACCAUGCGCGUUCGAUAUCAAGGAUCUCGAACUCUUGGCUCUCUCGUAGGGUUCUACAAUGAUGUUACUGGAAUAAAGAUUGAUUCACUUGAUCAGCUAUCCCUUGAGAAAAUUGGGAACCCAUCAGCUAAUGAGAAUCACGUGGACACUGAACCAGAAAGUUGUCCAUUUUCAUGGGCCAGGUCUCCAGAAAAUUUACUGGGUCAAGAAACUUAUUUGGCUCUGGCCACUGCAUUUGUGGCUUUGAGAUUACUCUACCUGUUUUUUCCUACACUGCUUAUAUGUAUUCAAUAUGCUUGGGGAAGGGUCAUUCAAAAUGUUAGAUUAUGGAGCUUGCUGGAACAUCCUUUGGUUUAUUUGAAGCGAAUAAUACAGUCAAUUUACCGUUUGAAAGAGCCAUGCAAGAGAAGUAAUCUGCAGGAAGGAGCAAUGAAUGCUAAGGCAUGGGCUUCCAAGUCCCUUGCCACAGUUUCGAUUGGAGAAGAAAGCACCAGCCGUGCGAUGCACCAGUAAGUUGACUAUCAAACAGUUUUCCCUGUGAAGUAUACCCUACCCUAUUAAAGGCUUGGCUGCAAGUUAUGCCAUGUACUCUUGUGUAAUCAUCUUCACAUCCUUGAGCCUCACGCUUAGUAUAGUCAAUUGUGUUACUGAAUGAUGUAAUCGUCCCUUUUUUGUCCAUAUGAUCAAGAAAUACUUCAUUCAGCAUUCUAGAAAAUUGACUUCAAUGUGUAUAGUUUAAACAGAAAAAUUCAGACCUGAAAUCUGUAAUUCUUUGACUUUUUGUAGGUUUACCUGAAGGUCAAAUGUUUUGAUCAUCAGUUCAUAAAAAAUUAAUUUUGUUGGGAAUGAAAUGAUUGUAAAUCCUGCCCGUAAUGAUUGGCUGCGAUGUUUCGUGUACUCAAA